Messenger RNA from Tripterygium wilfordii, 765 nucleotides. RefSeq lists its product as uncharacterized. The record is from RefSeq and is a predicted model, not a curated record. Lineage: Eukaryota; Viridiplantae; Streptophyta; Magnoliopsida; Celastrales; Celastraceae. Bases 1 to 765 code for a protein of 254 amino acids. The transcript is spliced from 4 exons.
AUGAAGGAAGGAAGGGAUCACGUACCAGCAAAGGAGAGAUCGACUGUUCUUACUCAGUCUAACUUGACUGAUUCGUCUAAUUGGCUGCGGGUUGACAAGAAGUACCCCCACCGAAUUAGGGAGUUUGGAAUAAUGAGGAGGUCGUCACCAGGACGAGAUGAACAAAAAGAUUGUCGCUCUGCACUUCACUUCUCCGCUGCACGAAGGAUGGCGAAGACUAGUCUAGACUUGAUAAACCUGGAUUAUGAGCUUGGAGAGUCACUUUGGUCGUUCCUUACAAGAUUCAAUAGAGCAUGCCUUGAGAUCCCAUAUGUGCAGGUAGAAAAAGCCAUUUCAGCACUAGUAAGAACGGUAAGGGAUGAAGCAUAUGUACGCUCAUUAACCAAGAAAUGCCCAAAGACUAUGGGAGAACUCUAUGCAAGGGGGGAUAAGUUCAUGCAGUCAGUAGACAUGAUAAAGGCUCGAGCACCCAGGGAAGAACUGAGAGAGAUCUGCCUCCACCAAAUAAGAAGCAAUGAAAAACUGAAGGAAGAAGUGAUAAAAGAAGGGAGGAACAAUCUAGUAAGAAGACUGACCAGGGUCCAAUCCCUUGAAGUAGGCAAUAGGGAUAUAUUGAAGUGGCCUAAGAAAAUGAGAGCCCCGACUGCAAAACAUACUUCAAAUAAGUAUUGUCUGUUCCACAAAGACCAUGGUCACGACGUUGAAGGUUGUAGACAUCUAAAGGAUGAGAUUGAAGGUCUUAUUAGACGAGGCUAUCUAAAGUAG